CGGUAGGCGUAUAAAGUCGUCUGUCUCGCGACGUAGCGACGCGAGCAGGGACCCGGGCGCGAGCCGCACCCCACCAAACAACGCACGAUUGAUGGCCGACGCGCAUGCCGGGCAGCCCCUUGGGGACGCCGCCGCGGGCCAAGCCAAUGCAGCAGCACCAACAGCACCAACAGCACCAACAGCUCAAGAUGUGGCGGCGCUGAAGGUGGGGCACCAAACAGCCGUUCUGGAAAGUCUCGAGAACCGCGUGGAAGCUCAGGACGCCCGGAGCCAGCGCGAUGAACUGCGACAUGACAACGCGGUCCUCCGGCGGCAAUUGGCGGACAAGCUCGUUGGCCAAAUUCAGUCGAGUCGUUUCGCCGCCGAUGUGUCUCAGAGCCAAGGCGCCGCCGAGCCGCCCGUCGCGGCCGCGCCGGUCAGCGGCGAGCCUCCUUUGAGCAGCUCGGGCCCCGCGCUACCACCGUUCUGCGAGGACUCAACAGACUCAGACCUCGGCAAUUUACUUAGUGGAGUCUUCCACAAAUAUGUGGCGAAGGACACCGAGCUUGUGCAAGCAGACCGCCACGAAAAGGCAUGUGCUAAGGUGCGGUACCAAGAUGCUGCCGAAUAUUUGAAACAGCAUGCCAUAGCUGUGGUGAAAUGCGGCACUACUGAUGCAGUCCUAAGGAUUUACCGUCUGCAAAAUCCCGAGGCUACAGCGAUUCCUCAGUGGCUUAGCCUGGAUAUGGAUGCAGGCACCUAUCAGGAGCACGUAUCUUUGUUUUGGAGGUUGGUGAAAUGUCUCGGCCCAAGGGUCCUGGGGAACGAGGUUGACCUCAACGAGUUAGCGUUAGCCGGGUUGAUGACGGUCUCCACGCGCAACCGGCCGAGUCAGGAGCACUGUCUAUCUGAAAAGACGCUCACAUCGAUUGUGAGAGCGAAGGGUGCACUCGAAGAAGCCGUCCUGACGACGGGGGACUCCGUGGAGGAUCUGAUAUCUCGCAAGGAAGGGUGUCCGAGGGAGACGGACGACGUCGGCGCCGGCGCGUCGCGGUCUCGAAAGAAGCCGCGCUCUACCAAUCCGCCGACCUCUUGCCUUCCAGCCGCCGCGUCGACGGCGGCGACCGGUCGAGACACGGGCAAAUUCGACGCGCUUCGACGUGAGCUCGCGGACGAAAAGAGGGCCCUCGCUCUCAGUAAAUCGGAACUCGCUAAGCUCAAAGGCGUGAACACGGCGACCGACGAUGCGCUCGCCGGUUGAGUUGGCUGGGAGUUGCUGGGUGUAAGAGAGUGUG
Pelagomonas calceolata is the source of this 1274-nucleotide messenger RNA. Lineage: Eukaryota; Pelagophyceae; Pelagomonadales; Pelagomonadaceae. The record is from the annotation of a GenBank genome assembly.